Messenger RNA from Lasiosphaeria miniovina, 3423 nucleotides. Its product is annotated as cytochrome P450. The coding region runs from base 1 to 3423 and encodes 1140 amino acids. NCBI's taxonomy places the organism in Eukaryota, Fungi, Ascomycota, Sordariomycetes, Sordariales, Lasiosphaeriaceae. The transcript has 8 exons. Gene Ontology annotation, cellular component: cytosol. The record is from RefSeq and is a predicted model, not a curated record. Gene Ontology annotation, molecular function: NADPH-hemoprotein reductase activity; FMN binding; heme binding.
AUGUCUUGCCCAUUCCACCACCCCUCGUCCCCUCCUGCCAAGCCCCAAGGGGAACACCCCCCAAAGGCCGAUGCCGACGCCGACGCCGACGCCGACGCGGGCGAGGGUGAGCCCAUCCCGCACCCGCCCGAGAAAUGGCUCGUCGGCAACAUCCAGGAGCUAGACCCGUCCUUUGCCGUCAGCUCCUUCUGGCGCCUCGCCGAAAUCUACGGCCCCAUCUUCUCCCUCAAUCUCGUCUCGCGCAAAGUAGUCAUUGUAUCCAACUUCGAGCUCAUCAACGAGGUCUGCGACGACUCUCGCUUCGAAAAGUUUGUCAGCGGUCCGCAGGAGAGCGUCCGCGUUUUUGUCAAGAAUGGCCUGUUUACUUCCUAUGGCGACGAAGAGGAAUGGGGCAUUGCGCACCGGACGCUGCUGCCCGUCUUUGGGCCCAUCCACGUGCGGCAGAUGUUCUCGCAGAUGAUGGACAUACUGUCCCAGAUGGUCUUCCGCUGGGAUCGCUUCGGCCCUGACAACCGCAUAAACUGCACCGACGAAUUCACCCGGCUCGCGUUCGACGUGAUCGGUCUCUGUGCAUUCAACUUCCGCUUCAACGCCUUCUACGGCGACGACAUCCCGCUGUUCGCCAAGCAGAUGGCCGAGACGCUCGUCGAGGCCGGCAAGCGGUCGAGCCGCCUGUCCAUCGAGAACCAGCUGCGCUUCCAGAGCAAGAACCACAUGAUGGACAACAUCCACGCCAUGUGGAAGGUGUGCGACGACAUCGUGGCCGAGCGUAAGGCGAAUCCCCGCCCAGACGUCAACGACAUCCUCAACGUCAUGCUCCACGCCAAAGACCCCGUCACCGGCAAGGGCUUUACCGACGAGAACAUUCGCUACCAGAUGGCGACCUUCCUGGUCGCCGGCCACGACACAUCGGCAGGCACGCUGAACUUUCUGUGGUACAACCUGCUGCACCACCCUAAAGCGCUGCAGAAGUGCUACGCCGAGGUCGACGCCGUGCUGGGCGACCGGCCGCUCGAGCUUGAUGACGUGCCCAAGCUCGAGUACAUCGAGGCGUCGAUCCGAGAGACGCUGCGGUACCUGGGGCCGAUCCCAGCCCUCACUCGCCACGCCAAGGGCGGCAAGACGGUGCUGCUGGGCGGCAAGUACAAGGUCGGCCCUAGCGACGCCAUCAUCGUCAACCUCAAGGGCCUGCACCACGACCCGGCCGUCUGGGGCGACGACGUCGACGAGUUCAAGCCCGAGCGCUUCCUCGACGGCGGCUUCGAGCGCCUGCCCCCCAACGCCUGGCGGCCCUUCGGCACUGGCGUUCGGUCCUGCAUCGGCCGCUACCUGGCCGAGCAGGAAAUCACCAUGGCCGUGGCCCUGAUCCUGCAGCGCUUUGUCAUUGAGGCGGCCGAUCCCGACUACCAGCUGAAGGUCAAGCCGACACUGACCAUCAAGCCGGACGGCUUCUUCAUCAAGGCGCGCCGCCGCCCCGGCAAAGAUCACCUGUUCACCUUCACCAGUGGGCCGGCCCCCCCAACACCCCAGCCAGCCACCGACAAGCCCGACACCAACAACAGCAGCGGCAAGCCCAUGGCCAUCUACUACGGCGGCAACACGGGGACGUGCAAAUCGUUCGGCGAGGACCUGGAGACGGCGGCGCCCAACUACGGGCUGGCGGUGCCACUGCAGGUGCAGAGCCUGGACGACGCCGUCGAGAACCUGCCGCGCGACCGGCCCGUCGUCAUCAUCGCGUCGUCGUUCGAGGGCCUGCCCGCAGACAACGCGCGCAACUUUGUCGCGUGGCUCGAGGCCCGCGCCGCUGCACCCGGCAAUUCGACUCUAUUAAACGGCGUCGAGUACACCGUCUUCGGCGCGGGGAACCGCGACUGGGCUGCCACGUUCCACCGCGUGCCGCGGCUCAUCGACGGGCUGCUCGAGCAGCUGGGCGCUACACGCCUAUUUCCGGCCGGGUUUGUUGAUGUUGGUCGUGAUAUUGUCGGGCCGUUUGAGGAGUGGAAGGCCGGUCUCUUUGCGCGGCUGCGCGAGGUUGGGGGUGUCACGGCUGCGGUUAAGACGGACGAGAUGCGUGUGGAUAUCUCGCACCCUGAUACGCCGUCGAAGCUCGCGGGCGAGCCUGUUUCGGAGGGCCUCGUGCUGGUGAAUAAGGUCCUCGCUGAGCAGGGCGCCGGCCCCGAGAAGCGCCAGAUAAACGUGCUGCUGCCGCCGGGGGUUGAGUAUCGGAGUGGCGACUACCUCGCCGUCCAGCCCUUCAACCCGCGAGAGUCGGUCGCCCGGGUGCUGAACCGGUUCGGGCUGCACCCCGACGACCUGGCCACGGUGACAGGCACCACCAAGGAGCACCUCAAGUCACCCGCCAACAGCCCCGUAUCCGUGUACGAGCUGAUCAGCACGCGCGUCGAGCUGGCUACGCCGGCGUCGCAGCGGCAGGUCGCCACACUCGCCAGCCUGUCGCAGGGCGCCGACGUAGAGCGCCUCGGCGCGCUGGCCUCGGACGACGCGCUCUACAGCAAGGAAGUGCUCGGCAAGCGCUUCUCCACCAUCGACCUGCUCGAGGACUUCCCGUCUUGCGCCCUCUCCUUCGCUAGCUACCUCGACAUGCUCUCGCCACUGGCGCCGCGGCAGUACUCCAUCUCGUCGUCGCCGCUGGCGCAGCAGGCCGUGCCCGCCGCCUCGACCACUUUCUCCUCCACCACCACAUCCCCUCAGGACAAAGCCAGCCUGACCGCGACACUGACGUACGACGUCUACUCCGGCCCGUCCCUCAGCCACCCAUCGGUCCACUUCCGCGGCGUCGCAUCCAGCUACCUCGCCUCCUUACUCCCAGGAUCCCGCCUGCGCUGCUUCGUACGCGGCACCAACGCGGCGGCCAAGUUCCGGCUGCCGGCGGACCCGACGGCGCCGGUGAUCAUGGUGGCCGCCGGCACGGGCAUCGCGCCGAUGCGCGCCUUCAUCCAGGACCGCGCGGCCAUCGCGGCCGCGCGCCCCGGCGGCGCGCGGGCUGUCCUCGGCCCCGCGUUUCUGUAUUACGGCUGCCGCGACCAUGCGUCGGAUUUCUUGUAUGCCGACGAGCUCGCCGCGUGGCAGGCGCAGGGCGUCGUCAAGGUCCGCGUGGCGUUUUCGAGGAACCCUCCCCCUCUUUCCCUAGGAUCUGAUGGUGAUGAUGAGGGCCAGCAGUACGCGCACGGCCACGUCGACGAGCUGCUGUGGCGCGACCGCGAUGUGUUGAGGCCGCUGUUCCGUGAUCAUGCGGAUGCGCGCAUCCUUGUUUGUGGUAGUGCGGCGAGGCUCGGCCGCACGACGGCCGAGACGUGUCUCAAGAUCUACCAGGAGGCGCACCCGGACCAGACGCGCGCGCAGGCUGAGGUGUGGCUGCAGCGGCAGAAGGAGGAUAGGUAUGUUAGCGAUGUUUUUGGCUAG